This is a messenger RNA of Heterobasidion irregulare TC 32-1, 1017 nucleotides long. RefSeq lists its product as uncharacterized. The transcript has a single exon. The coding region runs from base 1 to 1017 and encodes 338 amino acids. Lineage: Eukaryota; Fungi; Basidiomycota; Agaricomycetes; Russulales; Bondarzewiaceae. The record is from RefSeq and is a predicted model, not a curated record.
AUGCAACACAGAAAUCGCGAGCGGCACAAGGAACCUGCGCACCCUGGGAAGACCGCCGCGGAGCUGCGCUGGCGCACGUGCCCUUGUCCCGAGAUCCAAGACACGGUGCCGAUUGCUCGGGUCCCGUCCUCCAACCUCGCACUCGAAAGAGUCCAAGACUCUCCGCUAGCACCAUCCCAUCCCAUCCCAUCCACCAUCUCCGACAGCUACCAUACAAAAAAAACACUCUAUGAUACAGCACGCAUCGCGUCGCACCAGGCACUUCUUCUUCUCGGACGUCGCUCACGACGCCCUGAGCGCCUUGACCCACUCCUUCGCGCCCUUGUCCAGCAUCUUCUCCAGGUCCUCAGCCACCAGCCGCCGGUCGGUCUCCACGCCGCUCAGGUCCCCGCCCAGCUGCUCCCCCAGCACCUCCAGCACCAGCGCCGCCAGCUCCCCGCCGCGCUUCGCCACGACCACGACGGCAGGAGCGGGCGUCGACGGCCCCGGCCCCGGCUCGCCAGCGCGCUUGCUGUCAGCGUCGACCUCGAGAUUGCCCUUCGCGGUGUCGGCGGCGGCGGCGGCGGCGGCUCUGUGCCGCGGCGCGGGCACGAGCCCGCGCGGCGCGCGGUUCCAGCAGACCUCGUGCAGGCGGUAGGACACGGGGUCGAGGCGGGCGUCGGGGACGAAGGCGAGCGGGAUGGUGGAGGAGGUGACGCCGUUGGUGAUGGCUGCCGCGCGGGCGGCGCCGGUCCAGGAGGAGGCGGCCCAGACUGCGUUGAUCUCGAACGCUGGGUGUGGGUUAGCGCGUGUCCCGUCGACGGGAAGGGAAGGGGAGAGAGGGGGAGGGGGAGUGAUGGGAGGGAGGGGGGGAAGGGGGACGUACGUCCUGUGACGAAUGUGAGGACGUCGAAGGCGAGGACGAACGGGAGGAGGCCGGUGGCGAUGACGCCUUGCUUGAUGGCGCCGGACUUGGCGGCUUUGAGGAGCGCGUUGAAGCGCUGCUGGAGGUCAUCCGCGGGGAAGUUCGACGGGUAG